UUAAAGUUCAUUCAUAGCCAAACCUCCCCCUCAUAAAGCUAGAGGACCACCACACACAUAAUAAAAGAUAACAAAAACAGUUACACUUUUACAAUUAUAAAAUUUCUCCAUACUUCUUCUCCUCUCCAUUAUAUUCUCAUGGCUAACAAUAAUUCAAACUCCAAAUUAUUGAACCAACAAUCAAACCAACAAUCAAGAAUCAAGUACAGAGAGUGUUGGCGUAAUCACGCCGUUUCGAUCGGCGGUUAUGCAUCGGACGGUUGUGGAGAGUUCAUUCCAAAAGGUGAUCAAGGUACCAAAGAAUUUCUUCUUUGUGAGGCUUGUGAUUGUCACCGGAAUUUUCAUCGGAAAGAGUUGGUUGAGGAUGGACAAGCUUUUCACGGCAGCCACCAUAUUCCUCCGCCUAUGUGGCGGUGGUGUGGAGGCAGUGAUUAUGGUUUUGAGUCUUGUUUGCCGGAGAAGGAUAGGGUAAGUGAUGAAGAGUCUGUUACUUGUAGUGGAAGUCAAGAUGAGAUGGAGAGGGGGAAAAACAAGAGGAAUAAAAGAGAUUAAGCCUUGUGAAGAUUUUUGUUUAUAUUGCACGGAAAUUUAUCGAAUUUUAUAUUUUGACGUUUUAUUUUUA
Molecule: messenger RNA, 622 nt
Organism: Mercurialis annua (annual mercury)
Lineage: Eukaryota; Viridiplantae; Streptophyta; Magnoliopsida; Malpighiales; Euphorbiaceae
Product: mini zinc finger protein 1-like
Exons: 1
Coding region: 139-552 (137 amino acids)
Biological process (GO): regulation of developmental process; regulation of DNA-templated transcription
Cellular component (GO): nucleus
Molecular function (GO): DNA-binding transcription factor activity; transcription cis-regulatory region binding
Source: RefSeq, a predicted model, not a curated record